This is a messenger RNA of Yarrowia lipolytica CLIB122, 702 nucleotides long. RefSeq lists its product as uncharacterized. The record is from RefSeq and is a predicted model, not a curated record. Gene Ontology annotation, molecular function: transmembrane monodehydroascorbate reductase activity; heme binding. NCBI's taxonomy places the organism in Eukaryota, Fungi, Ascomycota, Dipodascomycetes, Dipodascales.
AUGAGUGACCGACAGAAUUUAUUGGGAAAUGAGGGAGUAAGCACAGAGAGCCGAGCCGAGCUCAAGCGCCAGACGCUCAGCAAUCUGUACACUGGUACAGCCAUUCCCGUGCAGAUUGGGCUGCUUUUGGUGAUUGGAUCGGUGCUAUAUGGAGUGCUGACCACGCCCAUCAUUCUGUUUUCGUACCAUCCCAUCUUCAACUCACUGGGAUUCUUCCUGCUUGGCCAGGGUAUUCUGAUCACUCAGCCCGAGCCUCGAUCGGCGGCCCAGAAGCAGGUGGGCGGCGAGCUCCACGGCAUUCUCAACUCCCUGUCAGUGCUCGCCUACUGCGUGGGGGCCGGCGUGAUUCUCUACAACAAGGAGAAGAACCACGCGGAGCACUUUUACUCUUGGCACGGAACCUUUGGCAUCAUUACUUAUGGUGCGCUAGUGCUAGUGAUGCUUGUUGGCGCGGCCCAGUUCUGGUGGCCCAUUGAGGUGUUCGGAUCCGUGCACAAGGGCCGGGCCAUCUACAAGUUCCACCGUGUGGGCGGUUACUUGGUGUGGGGUCUAACGGCAUUCACGAUUCUGCUCGCCCUUGAGUCGGACUUCAACCACAAUGCUCUGCACAUUAGCUACUACACAGUGGCCCCCGGCCUAGCCCUGGUGGCUCUGUUUUUCUUCAAGCGAGCUAACUUUUCCCGAAUGAAGAUUUUCGGGUAG